Messenger RNA from Scylla paramamosain (green mud crab), 4573 nucleotides. RefSeq lists its product as uncharacterized. Gene Ontology annotation, cellular component: membrane. The transcript has 22 exons. The record is from RefSeq and is a predicted model, not a curated record. NCBI's taxonomy places the organism in Eukaryota, Metazoa, Arthropoda, Malacostraca, Decapoda, Portunidae. Gene Ontology annotation, molecular function: G protein-coupled receptor activity. Bases 1 to 4518 code for a protein of 1505 amino acids. Gene Ontology annotation, biological process: adenylate cyclase-activating G protein-coupled receptor signaling pathway.
AUGAGUAUUCAGAAUUACGAGAGGUACAUCAGCGGGGAGAGCGUGUGCCACUGCUUUGAGGAGUACCGCGGGGUGAAUUGCCGCCACCACUACACUUCCAUCCCUGCGCGAGACUCCUCGUGCCAGGGCCUGCUGGGCUGCCAUCACCUAUGCCACCUGCAGAUCCUGAACCUGGAGGAGGUGCCCCUGUGCUCCUGCCGCGCCGGGUACCGCCUGGUGGACCGAACUCAGUGUGUGCCACAAGACGAGUGGGACGUGGCGGUGGUGAUCGAGGUGGCGCAGGACGAAAAUGGUGGCAGCGGGACGGAUGACAGCGAGAGGAGCGCCGCGAGAAGCUACGAGUACACUGAGGAGGAGGCUGUGAACAACACCCUGGAUGUGCUGGCAGAGUACGGAGCGGCGGCCUACAACAGGAACCUCUCCGUCAGCAGCAGGUCGGGGCGAGUGGAAGCGCUGGUGAAGGUGAGCGGGGCGGCACUGGCUCGGAGACUCGCCAACACCACCACAUGGCACCAACACUUCCCCACCGCCACCCACGUCACGGCAGCAGUGGCGCCGCAGCUCUCCAUUGGGCCAGUAGGGGCGGAAUGGCACGUGGGCUACCUACUGCUGAGGUGCCCCGUGUACGGAGGGCCACACCUGCGCUUCAUCUGGUACAAGGAUGGCAACCUGGUACUCGACCACAGCGUCACUAACUGUUCUUACGAAUCCCGAACACCUAGGCUACACAUUCUGACGCAGAGAGGCGCGACGGAAAACUCAUGUGAGGAGGUGGUGAGGGUGGAGGAGGCGCGGCAGCAGGAUGGGGGCAUCUUCCAGUGCCACGUGCAGGACCGGAGCUACAGGGCCAGCAGGGAGGUGGUGGUGGGCAUGAACGAGUCUCUGGAACUUGUGUUGCAGCCCAGCGUGGUGACAGUGCACAGGGGCGAGAACGUGACUCUCUCCUGCACCACCAAGAACCGUCUGUGGGCGGAGCUGGAGCACUACCAAGCCCGCUGGAGCCAGGAGCCCGCCCACGCUUUCGCUGGCCUCACGCACGCCAUCCUGCCCAGACGAGGCUACUCCAUCACUUUCCACGGCGUCUCGGAAACAAUGAAAGUAACGUGCAUGAUGCGGGAGAAGGAGGGCCUGGUGUGGGACGCGGACCGUGACCUGGAGGGCGUGGAAGAGGCCAGCGUGGAGGGCGAGGUGCACGUGGUCACGCCCGCCACGCUCACCUGCCUUCAGGAGCAACGUUACGGCAUCCUCUGGCCACUAACAGCGGUUGGAGUAAUUGCCCACGAGCAGUGCCCCUCAGGAUACACGGGAGAAGGAGCUACUCGCGCCUGUCACGCCCAAGCCCCGCCCACUGCCGCUACUUGGCGCACCCCAGACUUCUCCGCGUGUGUCCGUCCCGCGCUGACCUACCUCAUGACGCCACUACUUCUGUACGCGCGAGGCUACAACGCCCUUGCUGGCAACACUGCGGACGUGGCUAGGACACUGCUGGGGAUCCUGAAGGAGGGAGAGCCAAACAAGACCUUAUUGCCAGGGGAGGGGGCGACCGUUCUGAGGAUUCUGGACCUUCUGGAAGCGGCGAGGAGACGGAAAGAGCAGGAGGAGGGGAAAGGGAAGCGCCAAUUUCAGAUCCCUCUCAGUGUGUUCCUGAAGGUGAUACAAGUGUUGGUGGAGCAGCGAGGUGUCAUCAGUGGCCAGGACGUCGGGGAGAUGCUGCGGCUCACAAGGGGAGGACUGAGGGCCGUGGUUCAGGGCAAGGAGGUUAGACUGGCGGACCUGGUGGCGAGGGUAGCGAGUGUGUCGAGUGUGUCUCUGAGCCCAGCCACAAAGAUUGAGUACCCGGCGUUCCUGAAGGUGGAGAAGCCCGUGGAGAAGGGAGGGAAGGAAGACGCUGGUAGCGGAGAAAGGCCUGUGGUGAUGGCAGUCUCAGUGAAGGUGGAGGUGAAGACAGCACCACCCAUACCGUCCAUAGAGGAAGGAGGGAGGAGCAGACGAAGUACGCGAGAGGAGCACCUGAAGGGCGAAGAGGAGGAGGAGGAGAAGGAGGAGGAGGAGGAGAUUGUAAGGAUUGGCGUGCUGAUGUACCUCCACCCUGAUAUUUUCCUCCCUCAGCCACGAGAGAAGGCAGUCCUGGGGACUUCAUAUUUGGUGGACUGGCAGGUGGCGUCCCCGUGGGUGGAGGUGCUGGUGGUGGAGAAGAAUGCUGGCAACUCCACUCACUCCACUUUCAUGCCAUUCACCACUACAACCACCACCACUGCUACCACCACCGCCAACACCACCAACGCCCUCAGUGUCACGUCUCAUCUGUGGUUCUCCUGUUCUUUCCCUCCUAGUCGUGAACCAGUUGAUGAAAAAGAUAGACUUGACAAGGAAGAGACCGAAUGGAAUGUUACCUGCGCUCGUCUUCAGGUGGACCCAACAGGUGUCCUUCAGGUGGAUUACAAUUCGUGUUCUUCAGCAGUGGAGGGUUCGGCUGAGGGGCUUAAGUGUACCUGCGAGGGAGAGGGUCUGUUUGGCCUUCUGCAAGUUUCCACUACUCCUGUGAGGGUGAUUCAGGAAGAAGACCAAGAAGAGACGAAGGAGGGAGAACAUGACAAAGUAGAUAAAAUGAAGGACGACGAGGACGAAACCGAAAAAGCAGGGGAGGAUAACAAGAAGAAAAGAGACGAGGACAAGGAGGAGGAGGAGGAGGAGGAGGAGGAGAAGGAGGAGGAUGAUGAGUACCUGAGCUUCGUGGUGGUUGUGUUGUGCUUGCUGUCCGCGGUGGUGGCGCUGGUGUGUUUGGUGCUGCUGUUCCCUGGAGCCUCCCACCCCCUCGUGCAGCUGCGCCUCCUCAAGUGUGUGGCCAUCGCAGCCCUCAACCUUGCCCUCGCCGCCAUCACCUUCUGGCCAUACUCCACGUUCGUGAGGGAGGGCGUGGUGGUGAUGGGCGGCGCUAGCGUGGUGCUGUGCAUGGGCGUAGGAGUGAGCCAACAGCUAGCCCUGCAUCAGCACUUGGCAGUCACCACCCAGACUACGCCCCUCACCACGAUCACCACACAGGCCACCACUCUCUUCCUCGCAGGAGUCUCUCUCUUAGUCGGAUUAGCGGCGUGGGGUGCCUUGCCUCGCCACACCCACCCCAUGUCCCCUUCCUCCUCCUCCUGGUUGCUGGUGGGCGGGAACUGGGCGGCUGUGGCGGUGGUGGGCGGCGGCGCUGGCGUGGUAACGUGGGUGUGGGUGCUCGUGACGGUCCACAACCUUCGGAAGUUGUCGUUCAUUAGGGAGAAGACGCCGCAGCAUCGGAGUGUGUCUAUGGUGAGAAGACGCGUGGCCCAACUGACGGCGUUACUGGCGAUGGAAUGGAUGGUGUUGGCCAGCAGCCUUUUCCUGCACCACCAGGUCGGCCGAUAUCUCUUCUGCGCCGCCUCCCUCAUGCAGAGCGCGGUGAGUCUAGUGCUGUACUGGGGCGGCAGCGGGGCGCCGUGCUGGUGCUUGCCUCAUCACCCGCUCUUCUCCACCCCGGGCCCUGCCGCCUCCCACAACGAAGGCGUGGGCGGCGAGGAGGGAGGCUGUAUGAGCGGGCUGAUGGCGUGCAGACUGCCGUCUUCCAAGACCGGCAAGAGAGACGAUGCCACGAAAGACUACAACUCUGAGUUUCGUGGCCGCGGAGGGUCGUUGUGGUCCCAGACGACAAGCACAGUGGUGCCCCUAGAUCCCGCCGACCUGCUGCCAGCCUCCACGGACCCCAUUCUUCAAGCGCGCCGAGACCUGCCGCUGUACGCCCGCUGCGGCAGCAAUGCUCCCGCCGGUGCUCGGAGGCCCAGAAACCUCUUUCUCAGAGGCACCAACUUCCUGUGCGGCGAGAGGGUGACGAGCCCUCAGGACCACAGCUCAGCAGGCACGCCCCUCGACGCAGACCUGAGGGCAGCGGGGAGGCCGCGGGAGCUGUCGUUCAGCCUCCAUCAGGCCGUCAUCCAUGAAGCGUCGCCCGCUGCUCGCGGUUCUCGCUCCAGGCAUUCAAAGGACAAAUACCUGGACAUGUCCGUUCAAGAGUCGGCUUGGCUCUCGCCGUCAAGCGGGCCUGCCAGGGAGUAUGUGAACUUGGAGCCCAGAGUCUCUGUUCAGGUAAGUGACGCGCAGUCGCUGAGUGACAAGGAAGAAGAGGGGAGUGGAUAUUUACCCAUGGGAGGGGAAUGGAAAGGCAAGGAGGAGGAAGGAGGGACGAGCACACCCGCCAUCAGUGUGGGGCUGGCGGGGUGCGAGGUCAAGGCCAAGGGGCCAACGGAGGGUGCCACGCAGGUUACGCCGUCACCUCCAGGCAUCAGCUCCCAGCCUGUGGUCGCCCCAGACGAUGACGUCCCAUUGUAUGAUUCCAGCAGUCACCUAGAAACCUCUGGAGACGCAGCGGGCAGCACAACACAGUCACCGCACGACGGAAGCAGGAGAGCGAGACGUGAGGAAACAGAUGACGCAGACACGCCACCAUGCUGCCCCGAGACUCCACCGAGGGGUAAGAAUCGUGAACCCCCAGAGUGAUGCUGUGAUUCAUUUCAUUUCUUGUUCCUCUGUACCGCCAACACUUCCCCUGUGU